Molecule: messenger RNA, 1393 nt
Organism: Neocloeon triangulifer
Lineage: Eukaryota; Metazoa; Arthropoda; Insecta; Ephemeroptera; Baetidae
Exons: 4
Coding region: 15-1256 (413 amino acids)
Source: RefSeq, a predicted model, not a curated record
UGGUCAUUUUAACGAUGGUUCCUCUAGGGUUAGUGUUAUUGCUCCUCGUGAGCAAUAGUCGCGGUUUCAUUCCAAUUGGCGCGACGGAAGGAAACUUCCAGCCCAGCACCUGGACUGCAGAAUCAGCACCGGCCCCCGCCCAGGCCCCAGCAGCACCAGAACCAGCGAGGCCUCAAGGAAGGGCUUACGGCGGGUCCAGGCUAAAGCACGGAUAUGGGAAGCCUGCACCUCACAAAGUUGACCUGGGCCUCGACCCAGAAAAAAUCAUUCUGAAAUGUAAAGUUUCAGAGCCUCUUGAGCACAUUAUUUGGAUUAGAUCCAAGUGCCCAAAUGACCACUACGACGGCGGUCACCUGGUGGCCGAAGGAGCCACGGUUCAGGACAAGACUCUGUAUGAUGUGCGCAUCCUGGGAGGAAACUCGAGCAUAACUUCCGAGCUCCAGCUCAAAAAGCCGCUAGACCCCGCUACGUCAGGAUUUUUCCGUUGUGAAGCGUGGCCCCAUGGUGGCGGCGGACCCCCAUACGGCCAAAAUGUAGCCCAAGAUGUCUACGUCAUAGGUGGACCUGAUAUGCUGCGUAGAUGUUUCGGAGGUUGGGAUGAGCCGUCGACGACGCACCACGGGGGCUACGACUCUUGGAAUGCAAAGCACCGCAGCAAUGAAAACGGCAACGGCAUCACACCACCCACGCCAACCACCCCGGCACCUUCCUCUUCAAAGCACCAUUACUACGUCCCUCAAUAUAAGAGGGGUCCUCCUGCCGACAUGAGACCCUCUGGAAGCCACGACGUGUCCGAAGUUUCGCCCGUCCGAGUCCCGCAACAGCAGCACCACGGCUGGCAACGAAACGCAGAGGUCGAGAAAAACACCAGGGCGCCCAUAAUGACCCACACGGGAGGGUACCACCCCACUCGCCAUCAUCAGGUGCAGGUCACGACCACGAGCACCACCACCACGACCGCUCCUCCGGAGACACAACCACUUCAUCAACCGGCGCCUCUGCCGCCCAAGAACUACAUUGCGGCGACCCCUUUCAUUCCGAGCCUGCCCUUCUCCCAAAGUCUGCUCAUGCAAAGUAGCAGGCAGCAGGUCAUGACGACGACCACCACCGAGGCAGCCCCUGAAAAUAGGACGACGCCCUGGGACAUUGAGGACUUGAUGAGAGUUUAUCCGAAUUACCAUGAUAAAAACAGGAAGGGAAAAUCAGUGACGGAAGACGUGAUUAUUGUCACUCCUCAACCCUCUACAGCUCAUUAGAAAAUAAAUUAUUUUUAAAUGUAGUAUUUAUUGAAACCUUGUAAUAGUAUUUGAGUGUAUAUUUAAUAAAAAAAAUUUAUAUAAAUAUAUUUAAACUUUGGAGAGGAAAAAUUAGUUAAUUCAUAAUAAAUUCUUAU